GCAAAGCUGACUUUGUCGCACACACCUAAAACUAUACAGUAUUUUCCUCAUCUCGCACUCAUCCUUCUACCAUCAAUACUAUGCAAGCUAUUAAAUGCGUCGUUGUUGGUGACGGUGCUGUAGGUAAAACAUGCCUGCUCAUCUCGUAUACUACAAAUGCCUUUCCAGGCGAAUAUAUUCCUACAGUUUUUGAUAACUACUCUGCCAAUGUAAUGGUUGACGGAAAGCCAAUCAACUUGGGUCUGUGGGAUACAGCUGGUCAAGAGGAUUAUGAUCGACUACGUCCUCUCUCCUAUCCGCAAACUGAUGUGUUCCUUAUCUGUUUCUCGCUUGUGAGCCCACCUUCUUGUGAAAACGUGCGAACAAAGUGGGUUCCAGAGAUUUCUCACCAUGCACCAAACGUACCCGUCAUUCUUGUUGGUACAAAGCUUGAUUUGCGUGAGGAUCGCGACACAAUCGAAAAAUUGCGCGAGAAGCGCAUGGCACCCACGACGUAUCAGCAAGGGUUGCAGAUGGCCAAGGAUAUUGGUGCCGUUAAGUAUCUAGAGUGCUCUGCUCUGACACAAAAAGGCCUUAAGAAUGUGUUUGAUGAAGCAAUCCGUGCUGUUUUGUGCCCUCCUGUAGCACCCAGAAGGAAGAAGGGCUGCUUGAUAUUGUAGAGAUAGUUUUCUGAAUAUCCGAUAUUUUACAUUCACCAGUACUAAUAAAGAAGCGACAGUAUUUUAAGUUUUUACCCUAACAGAAAA
This is a messenger RNA of Umbelopsis ramanniana AG, 746 nucleotides long. RefSeq lists its product as uncharacterized. Lineage: Eukaryota; Fungi; Mucoromycota; Umbelopsidomycetes; Umbelopsidales; Umbelopsidaceae. Gene Ontology annotation, cellular component: cytoplasmic vesicle; cell projection; plasma membrane. Gene Ontology annotation, molecular function: protein kinase binding; GTPase activity; GTP binding. The transcript is spliced from 5 exons. Bases 81 to 659 code for a protein of 192 amino acids. The record is from RefSeq and is a predicted model, not a curated record. Gene Ontology annotation, biological process: cortical cytoskeleton organization; regulation of cell shape; small GTPase-mediated signal transduction.